Molecule: messenger RNA, 2998 nt
Organism: Triticum dicoccoides
Lineage: Eukaryota; Viridiplantae; Streptophyta; Magnoliopsida; Poales; Poaceae
Exons: 21
Coding region: 172-2763 (863 amino acids)
Source: RefSeq, a predicted model, not a curated record
GCUUGACGAAGGCGGUUUGUUAACCUGUUCGGUAGAGCACCCUCGCGCAAAAAAGAGGCCUCCGAAGCGCCUGCGAGCGAGCGCCCGCCGCCGGCGCCCCAAAGCAACCCCCCCUCCCUCCCCAGGCAGCCGAGAUCUCCCCUCGGACGCGACGACCGCGGGGUUGAAGAUAUGCUGAAAAUCAACAGGAGUUGUGUUGACACGAGAACAUGCUCAACUCAAAGGCAAGACACCCGCAAACGAGGACGAAAGACCAGAAACUUGCAUCUGAACGAGGCAUACAGUAGAUUGAAUGAUUUGAUUGAAGAUGGACUUAGUGAAGAAUCUGCUUCAAAGCUGACUUCAAGCAUUGUCUCGCUUGUCUCAUUUGAUGGUGAAAAGAUCUAUUCUCAAAGCACAGGAAUAGUUGUUGAAAAUGAUCAAUUCAGUGCAUCUUUCCUGACAUCUAAAGAUUUGAUUAGAAAAAAAUCAGCUUUUGUUCCUGGAUUACAGAUAAAAGUGUACCUACCAAAUAGGGAAGUAGUGAAUGGACUUGUGCAAUACUACAGUGCGAAGUGGCGUAUGGUUGUUGUAACCACUAAGCCCUCCCCUCAUCUUGUCACAGCAUGUCUUGGUAACAUAAUGCAAGCUGAGUCUUCUAGUGGCUUAUUUGCUAUAACUUGUUGCUAUAAGACGGGCAACUUAUUGGUCACAACUGGGACGCUGGCUAGCAGUCCAAGUGGACUUGAAGGAAUCAUGCAGUCCACGUGCCAAAUCUCUGUGGAUGGAAGCGGCGGACCUCUUGUUUCACCUGAUGGGAAUAUUGUUGGGAUGAACCUCUGUACGGAAGAGAGUACAACCCCAUUCAUACCAACAGAUCAAAUUUAUGAUUGUUUGCGCAAGCUUGCGAUACGCACACGGCACAUGUUGCUAGCUGCUACUAAUGUGUCGGCAUGCACCUCACAUUUUGCUCCACAUGCUGCCUUACAAGCUAAGACCUAUUUGGAGAAUUUCACACCAUUGAGCUCCAGUUCAGAAGGUAUCUCCAGUCUAGAUACCAUUAUAGGUAGCUCAAGUGAGGGAAGUGAAAAUAAGAACCAGGAUGCUAAUGUUGAGUGGUGUGACCUCAGUCAAGAACUUGCUUCAAAGUUGUCCCCAAGCAUUGUCUCCCUUGCUUCAUUUGAUGGUGGAGAGACGUUGCAUUCUGAAUGCACAGGCAUGGUUAUUGACAGCGAAUCGUGUUCUGCCUCUUUUCUUACUACUGGAAGUUUGUUUGGAUCAUUAGAUCCAGAACUCUGGAGCAAAGUGGUGAUCAAAGUGCGCCUUCCAAAUGACGAAGUGGUCCAUGGGUGGCUGGACUAUUAUAUGUCCAAAAACAAUAUCGCUGUUGUCACCACAGAUUCAUUGCUGGUGCCCUACUUUCAUCUUCGCGUAGCAUGUCUCGACAAUAACGUGCGAGUUGAGUCAGCUGCUGGCGUAUUAGCUGUAAGGCGGUACUUUGACUCAGGCAAAUUAGUGUACACCGGAGGGUCACUGACUGGUGGAAUUCAGAACAAAGAGCUUAAUUCAUCACUCACUGGUGGAAUUCAAAACAAAGAGCUUAAUUUUUCCACAUGCAAAAUCAAUGAGGUUGCCAGUGGAGGACCACUUGUUGAUCGUGAUGGGAAUAUUGUCGGCAUGAACUACUAUGGUGGGGAAACAACUCCAUUCCUACCAAGUAAUCUAAUUGUUGAACAGUUGGGGCCUGAAAUAUAUCGGGCUUCAAGUAAACAGGAUCAUUGCUGUACAAAUGAGAUACAAGAAUCUUCCACACCUUGUAGCAAUGACCCAAAAGAACUCACUGACAAUGAACUUGAAUGCAUACUUGCUCCCUGGAUUGCCUCUCCUGGGAAAUUUGAUGAAUUUGAAGUUAGAGCAAAUGAGAUGUUAAGGACUGCUGGUUAUCCCUUGCCAAAGUUUGCUGAUGAUGGCAUGUACUUGAAAGGGACUUUCGACGAUGAAUUUGGCAGAGAGAAUUGGAGUGAACGCACUAGGAGAGUUGCUUCAAAGAUGUCUCGAAGUGUUGUGGCACUUGCUUCAUUCAUUGUAGAAUCUGAUUCUGCUGAGGAACUCAGUAAGGAGAAAAGAAGAAAACAUUUUGCUUGCUCAGGUGUAUUUAUAGAAUGCGAUGGAUCCACUACGAGUGUACUGACUUCAGCAAGUUUGGUUAGAACUUCUGGUGAAGAAAGCAACAUUCAUCCUAAAUUGGAGAUUGAAGUGUGUCUUCCAAGUAAACGUCGUGUGGUUGGGACACUGCAACAUUGUGAUUUACACUACAAUGUGGCUGUUGUAAGCAUCAUGGGUGUCUGCAGUCAUCGCGCAGCAAAACUUGAUGAAGUGUCUCAAACUGAGGUAGUAGCUCUGGGACGUGGUUUUAUGUCAGGCAUGUUAAUGGCCACAAAUGGGGCUGUGACUGGCAAAUGUAGUAAAUUUGAUUGCAAGGAGCUUUGGGUGUCCACUUGUAAAAUCAGCAAGGCUGGGAUUGGAGGGCCCCUUGUUGAUUUUGAUGGGAAUUUUGUUGGCAUGAACUUUUAUGACAUGGAAAAAACUCCUUACAUAACAAGGGAUAUAAUCCUGAGACUCAUGAAGCGUUUUGAUGCAGAACGGACUAUAGAUGAUGCUGAUGUUGUCCGGACUGCAGACAAGUCUAAAAUUCUGAGUUGGCCUGUGCCUGAGGCGUACUGGGUUUAUCCGUCUCGUUACCCCCCCGAGCCUCCUUGCUUGGCAGGAGAAGUGGACGAGUAAAAAUGCUGUGCUUGUACAGUAAUUUAUUUGAACAAAGUGAAAGUGCCCUGCAUAUUUUAUUUGAACAUGUUUUAACGAUAAGUAUGGUGGUAGCAUGGCUAUCCCUUUACUUUUGCUAGAAACAUUGGUAUGUUGUUGAUGGUGGAUAAUUAUUUGCUUUUUUGUCGAUUGCGCAACAGUAAUUUGUCUACCCAGCUUAUGCUAUUUUCUCGAGAGAAACCUUUACUGAAAUCUA